This is a messenger RNA of Nycticebus coucang (slow loris), 1055 nucleotides long. It is a transcript of the gene MPV17L2, whose product is annotated as MPV17 mitochondrial inner membrane protein like 2. The record is from RefSeq and is a predicted model, not a curated record. Lineage: Eukaryota; Metazoa; Chordata; Mammalia; Primates; Lorisidae. Bases 31 to 660 code for a protein of 209 amino acids. Gene Ontology annotation, biological process: mitochondrial ribosome assembly. The transcript is spliced from 5 exons. Gene Ontology annotation, cellular component: cytoplasm; membrane.
CGGCGCUCAGGUUCCUGAUUCCCGCUAGCGAUGGCGCCGGGCGGCUUGCGCUGGCUACGCGGCCUGUGGACCGCCGGGCAGCCCCUGUUCCAGGGCCGUUUGCUCCUUGUGACCAACACACUGGGCUGCGGCGCUCUCAUGGCGGCUGGAGACGGCGCGCGCCAGUCUUGGGAGAUCCGCGCCCGACCUGGGCAGAAAUUCAGCCCGCGACGCUCAGCGAGUAUGUUUGCGGUGGGCUGCAGCAUGGGCCCCUUCCUGCACUACUGGUACCUCUGGCUGGACCGCCUACUCCCUGCCUCAGGCCUCCAAGGCCUCCCAAACAUCCUCAAGAAGGUUCUCGUGGACCAGCUGGUAGCCUCUCCCAUGCUGGGCGUCUGGUACUUCUUGGGCCUUGGCUGCCUGGAAGGCCAGAUGCUGAGUGAUAGCUGCCAGGAGUUGCAGGACAAAUUCUGGGAAUUCUACAAGGCCGACUGGUGCGUGUGGCCAGCUGCACAGCUGGUGAACUUCCUCUUCGUGCCCCCCCAGUUCCGAGUCACUUACAUCAAUGGCCUGACACUGGGCUGGGACACAUACCUGUCCUACCUGAAGUACCGGGUGAGCACAAGUCCAAGCUCCCUGACACCCUCAGCCUGCAUGGCUCUGGACACCCGAGUGGACUGAGCUGCCUGUUUCCCAGCACAGGAUGCCAAACAGUGCAAGAUUAACUCCCAGAGGACUACCCUUUGACUGGUGGUGAAGCAGCUUCUGCCCAGGCCAGGAUGCUGGGCCAUGGCAGAGCCCCAGUCCAACUCCUGAGCAUCUGGUUAAGCUGUCACUUCCAAGCACAUUGCUGGCCCCAUCUAGAACACAACCACAAAGAUAGAUGAUCAUCCCCAAGCCUUUCUCAGAAGGAGCCUCAUGUGACUUGUAACCAAGAUGUCCCAUCUUCAGCCUGGGGCCCCACCUAGUCCAGGCCCAGGCACCAACUCCUGGACACUAAAGUGGCUUUGAGACCAAGACAAGGAUAUGGCCCAUCCCCUCAGUGUGGGGUCAGGCCUGUAGUCGGCCUCCACAAA